Heterobasidion irregulare TC 32-1 is the source of this 1074-nucleotide messenger RNA. Its product is annotated as manganese peroxidase-like protein. Gene Ontology annotation, biological process: cellular response to oxidative stress; response to reactive oxygen species; hydrogen peroxide catabolic process. Lineage: Eukaryota; Fungi; Basidiomycota; Agaricomycetes; Russulales; Bondarzewiaceae. Bases 1 to 1074 code for a protein of 357 amino acids. The record is from RefSeq and is a predicted model, not a curated record. Gene Ontology annotation, molecular function: heme binding; peroxidase activity. The transcript is spliced from 11 exons.
AUGGCUUUGAAGAUUGUUGCUAUCCUCGUCGCCUUCGUGGGUGUCGCUCAUGGCGCUGUCACCCGACGGGUAACUUGCCCUGACGGCGUCAAUACAGCUACGAACGAGGUCUGCUGCCCUCUCUUCACGAUUCGGGAGGAUAUCCAAAAGCACCUGUUCGACGGUGGAGAGUGCGGCGAGGAGGUGCACGAGUCGCUUCGUCUGACAUUCCAUGACGCUAUUGGUUACUCGAAUACGAGAAACGUCGGCAGUGGAGGUGCUGAUGGCUCGAUUGUCGUCUUCUCCGAACGUGAGAUGACGUACGCGGCCAAUAAUGGCAUCGAAGACAUCAUCGAGUCGCAGAAGCCGUUCAUCGCCAAGCACAACAUAUCCGCGGGUGACUUCGUUCAAUUUGCCGGCGCCGUCGGCGUGUCUAACUGCCCUGGCGCCCCCCGCCUGGAGUUCAUGUUCGGCCGUCCCGACCCCGUCGCCCCCGCCGACGACCUCACGGUCCCUGAGCCUUUCCACUCGGUUGAUCAGAUUCUGGCCCGCUUCGACGAUGCAGGUUUCAAUCCCGACGAGGUCGUAGCUCUGCUUGCGUCUCACUCCGUAGCGGGCGCCGACAACGUCGACGAGACCAUCCCCGGCACGCCCUUUGACUCUACCCCAAGUUCAUUCGAUACUCAAUUCUUUAUCGAGACUCAGCUCCAUGGUACUCAGUGGCCGGGAGUGGGAAACAACAAGGGUGAGGUCCAGUCCCCUAUGGGUGGUGAGAUGCGUCUUCAGUCCGAUGCGGCCUUGGCAAGAGACCCUCGCACAGCAUGCGCUUGGCAAGACCUCGCUGCCCAGCAAUCCAAGAUGAUGGCCGCAUUCAGAGAUGCAAUGGCUAAGAUGGCCAUCCUAGGCCAAGACAGAAGUCAACUGGUGGAUUGCUCGGAGGUCAUCCCGGACCCUCAGCCGGUGAAGAACAGGCCUCAUUACCCCGCUGGGUUUGACAUCAACGAUAUCGAACAAAUGUGCGAUGCGCAACCCUACCCGGCGCUCGCCACGGAUCCUGGCCCAAAAACCGCGGUAUCUCCUGUCCCUCCAUCUUAG